CGAGGAGAUGGCGACUAAGCAGGGUUGGGCUGAUCAGAUCGAGUUCAAGGUCCUGGAUGCGCAGGUGCGUAGCAACUCUCCCUUAUAGAUGGGCAAGGCACACACACAGGCUGACCUCAUCGUGAAAUCCCUUCCACAGGCCACAGGCCUUCCCGAUGCAUCGUACGAUAUCAUCUGCAUGCUUUACGGUCCACACUGCUUGCCCGACCCCAAUGUCGGUCUCAACGAGAUGCAUCGCCUCCUCACUCCCCGCGGGCUGCUGGUCGCCUCCUCGCCUUACGACCUCACGGUCUGGGAUGUGGUGGCUGAAGCGCACGCGGCCACUCUGGAGCAUCGAGAGGGCGGUGCUCCCGCAGAAUACCGUGGGCAGCAUGUCAUCAAGACUACUGGUAUGCUCAAGCCUUGGGUGUCUCUGGAGGCGGUCAAGGAGCGAGUUCACGAGGAGUUGGGGUGGAAGAAGGCGAAUGUGGAGACGCAGCAGGUCAUGACUGUGGUGCCCGACUACGAGGAGCUGGUGAGCUGAUGCUGCCUCAUCUGCCCGAAAGGUAUAUCACCCUCGCUGACCGCCUCUCCUCUCUUCUUGUGCUCCCUCGCAAAAAGUUCGGAGGAUUCUCCUCCAACCCGGGCAUGGCAUUCAUCUAUCGCGGUCUGCAGGACAGCGAGAAGGACAGCAUGUUCGAGGAAAUGAUGAAGGCGUGUC
Jaminaea rosea is the source of this 700-nucleotide messenger RNA. RefSeq lists its product as hypothetical. The transcript has a single exon. The record is from RefSeq and is a predicted model, not a curated record. Lineage: Eukaryota; Fungi; Basidiomycota; Exobasidiomycetes; Microstromatales. Gene Ontology annotation, molecular function: S-adenosylmethionine-dependent methyltransferase activity. Bases 89 to 523 code for a protein of 144 amino acids.